Molecule: messenger RNA, 6048 nt
Organism: Cygnus olor (mute swan)
Lineage: Eukaryota; Metazoa; Chordata; Aves; Anseriformes; Anatidae
Gene: PDE7B
Product: phosphodiesterase 7B
Exons: 13
Coding region: 389-1732 (447 amino acids)
Molecular function (GO): 3',5'-cyclic-AMP phosphodiesterase activity
Source: RefSeq, a predicted model, not a curated record
GAAGCGGAUUGGUCUGCUUUCCCUUGCCUGUGGCAGUUGACAGCACCUCCCAGCCGUGCACGGCCUUCUGCUUGCUAACACAGCCAGUCUGACUGCAGCAAGCUCAGCUCUAUCCCAGCCCUUACACUGGCAGAAAAGUGCACUCUCUUUCUGAUUCUUUUUGCUUCUUAAGGUGGUUUUACUGGCUGGGUUGGGGGACUUGGGGAGGUUUUCCUUUCCUUUUCUUUUUCUUUUUUUUUUUUUUUUUUUUUGGUUGCUGUUGUUACUUACUUGUAUUCCUAAUCCUGGAUGCAGUUACUGGAUUCUGCAGUACAAGUCUUCAUGAACAAGCUGCACCGCUUAGAGAUUUCACGGCAUUCAAAGGUCACAGAACUGCCACUAUGGUUAAAUGUCUUGUUUAAUGGUUGAGAGGUGCGGAGAAAUCUCAUUUGAUAGUCCUGAUCAGAAUGCCAAAUGUGUUCGCAUGCUAGGAGAUGCACGGGUGAGAGGUCAGACAGGGGUUCUCUCCGAGCGCCGCGGCUCCUACCCGUUCAUAGACUUCCGUCUUCUUAACAAUACAACACUCUCAGGGGAAAUUGGCACCAAGAAAAAGGUGAAAAGACUGUUAAGUUUUCAGAGGUAUUUCCAUGCAUCCCGGUUACUGCGUGGAAUUGUACCACAAGCCUCUCUGUACCUGCUGGAUGAGGACUACCUUGGGCAAGCAAGGCAUAUGCUAUCCAAAGUGGGAAUGUGGGAUUUUGACAUUUUCUUGUUUGACCGCUUGACAAAUGGAAACAGUCUCGUAACACUGCUCUGUCACCUCUUCAAUGUGCAUGGACUUAUUCACCAUUUCCAGCUAGAUAUGGUUACGUUACAUAGGUUUCUAGUUAUGGUUCAAGAAGAUUACCACAGCCAAAACCCGUACCACAAUGCUGUCCAUGCUGCUGACGUCACACAAGCUAUGCACUGCUAUCUAAGGGAGCCCAAGCUUGCCAACUUCCUCACCCCAUCGGACAUCAUGCUUGGACUGCUAGCUGCUGCAGCUCAUGAUGUGGAUCAUCCAGGGGUCAACCAGCCCUUUUUGAUCAAAACUAAACACCACCUUGCCAGCCUGUACCAGAACGUUUCAGUGCUAGAAAAUCAUCACUGGAGAUCUACGAUAGGCAUGCUUCGAGAAUCACGGCUCCUCGCCCACCUGCCCAAGGAGGUGACACAGGACAUCGAGCAGCAGCUAGGCUCCCUGAUCUUGGCAACAGACAUCAACAGACAGAAUGAGUUCUUGAUCCGUCUGAAGUCGCACCUUGACAAUCAGGAUUUGAGACUGGAGGAUGCACAAGACAGACAUUUUAUGCUUCAGAUUGCGCUCAAGUGUGCUGACAUUUGCAACCCGUGCCGGCUGUGGGACCUGAGCAAACAGUGGAGCGAGCGAGUCUGUGAGGAGUUCUACCGGCAAGGUGACCUGGAACAAAAAUUUGAACUGGAAAUAAGUCCUCUUUGUAAUCAGCAGAAGGAUACAAUACCAAGCAUACAAAUAGGGUUCAUGACGUACAUUGUAGAGCCACUCUUUGAGAGGUGGGCCCAGUUUACAGGAGAUACCCCCUUAUCUGAAAAUAUGCUAAACCAUCUCAGGAGGAACAAGGCCAAGUGGAGGAGUUUGCUCCAUAAGCAACACAGCAGUAGUAGGAGCAAUGACCACUCAGGUCAAGUGACUGGCAGCCAGGAACAGACUUUAAAUGAACAAGAGACUCCCUAGUGGCAGCUUUGCACUUUUCCUUAUAGCACUGCUAUCUGUCUUGAUCACAGCAGCAAGCAAAACCCCGGAGAGCUAAGAGCCUGUUGUCAAGACCAUGGAAAGGGAAGAAAUGGCAAAGCAGAAGCUGUAAGGGUCCUCAUGAACAAACCCACGGUUCUGCUGGGUUCCUUUCUGGAUCUCCUUUAUCUUCCUCUCCUCCUCUUCGUUCUGUGCAUGCCUGAUGCCAUUCGUCACUUCUGAUCACGAACUGCCUGAAUGCGGAGUCCCAGCCAGCAGUACUGAAGCCGGGCCAGUUACUGCUGCCAUGAAGCAGGGAAGAUUACUGAGAAAACGGAGGAGAUAGUGGCACUCUUGGUUAUAUAUUCAUUUACCAUGAGUCAUACUGUGACAUAUGUAUAUAGGCCCAGAGCACCAUACACUUUCCAGUCUGGCAGCUGGGCUGCACAUUAAACCACCAGCAUCUUCAGAACCCAGAGGACACUGGUUGAGUGAGACAGCGCUCACAGAGGGCAGAGAGAAUCUGGUUAUUUUAGUAAUUAAAAUAAAAACCUUUUUAACUUUUGUAUUCUGUGCACUAAACAGAUCUAUAAACCUUGGACUGAAGUUACUCUCCAUAUACACAACUCCAGUGUAACAAGGCUCAUUUUGGUAAUCAUUUUUAUGCCACUUUGGAUAAAAGACAGGCAUCUUCUCAUUGCAAGGAACAGUAUUCCCUCGCAAAUGAAAGGGAAGGUGUUGUACAGUCUAAACCUUUAAAACAUGAACAGAUCUAUCUUUUGAGUACUGUUUCAAGUAACAUGUUUAUAUUCAUACGUGUACAUUUUCUGUAAAUACAAAGCGCUACUGAUUCCCAUGCCAAAAUACUGGAGUACUGUGGGAUUGCUACCUGUAAAAACAUUGGCACUGUGAACAGAAUACUGUUAGUUUUAAUACAAGAGAAAGCAUUUGUAAAUAUGGUAUAGAGUUUAUUAAUAUACACCAUUGUUUGUGGAUAAAAGCCUUAACUUUUAGCAUCCUUCAUUUUCUGAUAGCUGCCAAAACCAUACGAUUAUGAUUCUGAACUGCCUUUCCACUAUCAAAGGUGUAUCAAAGGUCAUUAAGGAAUGAAGUCUGGCAGGAUAACCUCUUGAAAACUUCAAACACAUUCCAUAUGGGUCCGUGCUGUUAAUUCAUGGCACCUUGCACAUUCAGUCUAGGCAAAUGCUUCACAGAGCCUGAAGUUUAAGUUCAAAAAACAAACAAACAAAAACGUAAAAGCCAAAACCCCACAGCAACACCAUAUAAUUUGACAAUUCAACACAAUUAACAUUUAUUCUAGAGUGUGAAUUUCUAUUAAAUAGCAUAGUGAUCUACAAAGCACGACAUUCUAGUAAUUCUGGAGUCCGAUUGUCUUCUCGAGUGAUGUUGUAGUGUAGCUGAUAUUCCCCCCCACAUUCCUUACUUAAAUAGCCAGCAUCUAAAUGCAUUUAUAUUUUUCUUUUUAUUUAAAAAACAAAACAAAAAAACUUCAACUGACUGCUAGAUCUGUCUCACUCACUGAAGGAAAUAAAAUACUUUCCAGUCAGUCUGUUAAGAAAAAUCCUUUUAACUAUCAUAAUAGCUGAGGAAUUCUAUGAACCCUAUGUUCUCUUUGUUUUUGAAAGACACAUGGCCUUAUCUAUGUCAGUUCUGUAUUGCACCAAAGUGAUUGCCCUCUCUCCCCUGCCCCCAGAAAAACUAAUUGUAUUCAGUCAAAGUGCAAUGUUGUUGUAAGCCCCCAGUACAUCAAAUCAGCAUAACUCUUUUACAAAAUAUCUAUCAGAUCUGGCCAUAUAAUCAUGUUUGGACACAAUUACUUUGGACAGGCCAACAAAGAAAGCACUUAAAUAGGCACUAGAAGGUGUUUGAGAAAGAACGCUCACUUAAAGAAGUGCAAGGGGAGAUGUAGAAUUUUUUUUUUCCAUUGCAGGGAACAUUGACUUUGUUAGACAAAGUUUUCAUGUGCAUAAGGUGACUAAUAUGUUUAAAGGAAAACAAAAAGCAUAAGGUUUAGUAAGGGAUGUUUUAAUCUACUAACUUAUUGGACAUGUAUCUUCAGAGAAAGGGACUGAAAUCCAGUGAAAUAGGAAGGUGGAAAUCACUAACUAUGAGAAAACAAAGCAUCUUGAGAGUUGCUUUUCUUCUCCUCUACCAUUUUGUAAGCUGUAAGUGGUAGAAAACAUUCUCCUUCCUCCCUCUUCUAAACGGGACUCACAUACUGGUAGUACUACAACCAUCAAAGAGAGGGAUUUUUUGUAGAAUAAAAUUAUUUCUAACUACAGGACAUAAACGCCUUUUUAACCACCUGAUGGUGGGGGUGGGAGUAUCACCGCUUUACAGCUUUUAGAUAUAUCUUUCCUUCUGACAGAUUUAGGACAAUUAUUAGGACAUUAUACAAGCAGUAUAAUGUGCUGCCUACAAGCACUUAAGUACCUACAAAAGAAUAUCAUUUCCCUUGUUUUGUCUUUUUACUAAGAAAUUGAAGCCAUUUUCCAUCUAGUUCAAAGAAUUUUUAAAAAUGUUCUGAGGUUUAGUUAAAUAAACCUGGCGUCUAGCAGCAUAAAAAGCUCUUGACAGACACGUUGUUGUGCUGUUCCUGAGGAGCUUCCAGAAAAUAGGUCCAACAGGAGAGCUUAGUGCACAUCAAGACCUGCUAUAGUUACAGUACAACCAAGACCUUUUCUGUAAUUAGAGCCUAUGGGGCCUAUUACAAGACUGCUCUCACCAAGUUAAAGCUUCCUAAUAAACUUUGAAAAGCUGCUCUUAAAAUGAACAGGGUUUUUUGUUGUUGUCGUUGGUUUGGUUGGUUGGGGUUUUGGGGGUUUGUUGGGUUUGGUUUUUGUGGGGUUUUUUGGUUUUUCUUUUGUUUGUUCGGGGGUGAGGGGUUGGGUACACCGAGCAUACUUGCUAGAUUUCAAUCACCUUGUCUAAUGAAACAGUGUUUGAAAUAGGUUCAGGGUGCCUCCAGAAAUGCUUCUGUAGUUGUAAGCCAAACCCAUUACACAAGUCUGGGUCUGGACCAAUUUGCCUCAGGUGCUCUAAACAGAAGUGAGCUGAAAAAUUAGGCUCUGGCAGCAGAAGCCUGGCAAUGAGAUUCACUGGGAUCUGUAAGGCAAAAUGCUAUCGUUUGAUUCCCCAUAGACGAAGCCAAACCAUACCUGAUAUGGCCAAUUCAACAGCACCAGUGCUCAGUAUAUGCUGUUGUGAUACAUGCUUGGUAUUCCCUGGAUUGGAGGACAUUUCAGUGCUGGGAUUUCUCCCCAGGAUACCAACAGAAUGCUGGAUGAACUGAGUGAAGGAAUGUAUAUGCAGAUAUACCAAGUAUAUGGAUGUUUGUGCUGUCAGCCCUAUUAGCCAUUUUACAGAAAGGCCAUGUAAAUUAUUUCUCUUUCUUACUGGGACAGUGCAGCUAAAGGAUUCUGCAGUUUUAAAACAGUUAGGUUUUCAUAUAUGUAAUGAAGGAAGCAGAAAAUCAGUAAAAACAAGAGCUUAACACACUAACUAAGCCACACAAAUACAAUUCACUUGAUUAAAACUCAGUUUCUUGAAAUGCAGAUUUUGUUUCAUCAGAGGCAAAUUCUGUGUAAAUAACUAUUUUUUUGUUUUUUAAAAAAAGAGUGGUGGUAAGUUAAUUUUUUAGUAUGGUUAAAAUAAUGCAUACGUAUGCACUUUCAUUAAGUAAAGGUUUGACCUGCCUUUGCAUUUCUAAGGGUCAACAUUCUGGCCACCAACCAAAACAGGAAAAAAAAGGAGUAUGAAAAAUGUGUACUUUUGAAAAACAUAAACGAACAGAGGAAUAGGUGACAUUAAGUAGAGUCUAUGGAGGAUCUGCAGUUCUGUCUAACCUAGUAUUGAACAUGUCAAUUUUUUUUUGUAUGAAGUAUUGUUUUUUGUAAAAAAAAAAAAAAAAAAAAGCAAAGACACAAUGAUCAGUGAGAAGGCUGCUACCACAGUAAAUGGAAUAAGCCAGUUUUCAAACUGCAUAGUUAUCUCACUAGCUUUUCUAAACUCUUGUUGAACUAUUAGAAGUUUCCAACAAAAUAAACAGAAUGCAUAUAAGCCCUUCCAAAUGGACUCUCCUUGGAAAGGGGAAACACUCAAGAAGUUACUUUUUUAUUUUCAGGUAUCAGUCAGGAUAACAUACAUAACUUAUAGCCUUACAUUCUAAGUUACUCAGCUAAGCUGUCCAUAAGGUUCUCCCAUUCCCCUCCUGAUGCCACCACACCCAGCUCAUGGUCUACAGAGCUAAUACUUAAAUUUGAAUUAAGAUCCUGCAAAUCCAAAAAAAAAAAAAGAAA